AAGAGAGCAGACAGACAGAACAGAGAGAGAGAGAGCAAUAGUUGUCCAAAAUAUGAUAACUUGCGCUUUAAGCGCAAUGCGCACAUCAUCUCUAACCUCUCAACUCUUCAUAUAAAUUCACAAAUUAAACUUCACCCUUUUUCACUCUCACACACAUACCCACUCGCUCACUCAACUCACUCACCCAGAGUCCAAGAACACCACAAUUCAGAUCCCAAUUCAACAAAAUUUACAGUUCUUGACUACUAAUAUGGAUCCUCCUUUAAUAAACGAGACAUCCUUUUCUGCAGCUAAUCCAUCUUCUUAUACUUUAACUGAGAUUUGGCCUUUUCCAAUUCUCAACGGAGACGGCAGUUCCGGGCCUUCCGGCGGUGGUUUGGGGCUCAGAAUGGGGAAUUUGAGCGGUGGAUUUGGUGAUAGAGAUGGGUCUAUGGAGGAAUCUACGGUGACUGAGCAGAGCGUUGGUGGCGGAAGGAAGCGGAGGGAUUUUAGCUCAGAGGAUGAGUCAUCUAAGAUUGUUUCUACUUCAAGCAGUGGCAAUGAAUUGCAUGAUUCGAAUGUUAAGAGAUUGAAAGUAUCGGGAUGGCGAAAUGAGAAUGGUAACUCAAAAAUCGAAGUAGAAGAAAAUUCCGGUACUGAUAAGAAGCCGGCUGAGCUAAACGGUAAACUAUCGGAUGCACCUAAGCAGGAUUAUAUUCAUGUAAGAGCUAGAAGGGGUCAAGCAACUGAUAGUCACAGUCUAGCAGAGAGAGCGAGGAGAGAAAAGAUAAGUGAGAGGAUGAAAUUACUCCAAGAUUUGGUCCCUGGAUGCAAUAAGGUUAUUGGUAAAGCUCUUGUUCUUGAUGAGAUCAUUAAUUACAUCCAAUCGCUACAACGCCAAGUUGAGUUCCUGUCAAUGAAGCUAGAAGCAGUCAAUUCUAGUAUGAACAUGAACCCCUCUGUUGAAAGCUUUCAUCCAAAAGAUGCUGUUGCACAGCCAUUUGAUGCAACUGGAAUGCUUUUUGGAGCUCAAUUGGCUAGAGACUAUGCUCAGGCAUCGCACCACGAAUGGCUGCAUAUGCAGAUAGGCGGAAAUCUCAAAGAACAACAUAAACAAUCAGCAAUAACAAUGUUUGUUUCACCCAUUUAUUUACUUGGGGGACAUUCAUUAUUGGCUUCUACAUCCAGUGGAUCAAUUAAUGUAUGUACUAUGUGUGACUAUUAUUGAUGGUGUAAUCUCAUAUAGUUUGUAGAAAAUGCAUCUAAUCCUAAAUGUAUCAUCUGACUGAAUUCCUUGUACUAUCUUGUAUUAGUUACUAAACAAAAUCUCCUAGAUAUAAGAUGUUGAAAUGAAAAUAUUUGAAAUUGAAUUUGAA
Mercurialis annua (annual mercury) is the source of this 1355-nucleotide messenger RNA. Its product is annotated as transcription factor bHLH79. The record is from RefSeq and is a predicted model, not a curated record. NCBI's taxonomy places the organism in Eukaryota, Viridiplantae, Streptophyta, Magnoliopsida, Malpighiales, Euphorbiaceae. Gene Ontology annotation, cellular component: nucleus. Gene Ontology annotation, biological process: regulation of DNA-templated transcription. Gene Ontology annotation, molecular function: DNA-binding transcription factor activity; protein dimerization activity.